Zootermopsis nevadensis is the source of this 966-nucleotide messenger RNA. RefSeq names its product NADH dehydrogenase (ubiquinone) 15 kDa subunit (gene ND-15). The record is from RefSeq and is a predicted model, not a curated record. Lineage: Eukaryota; Metazoa; Arthropoda; Insecta; Blattodea; Termopsidae.
UCGUAUUUUAUAAUCUGUGAUACUGUGUUGCUAGAUCUAUUUUAUUCCUGGCGUUCUUUUGUACCAGUGCUUCAUAUCAUUUGAUAUUUGAGGACACAAGUUAGGUACUAAAUCAGCUAUCAGAUAUAUACGCGAAUUACUAACGGAAGGUCUGAAAUUUAAAAUAUUGUUCUGCGUUUGAGUCUGGAAUUAGAAAACAAUGGCAAAUGUUGUACCUUUCUUUCGGAGCCCAUUUACGGAUUUGACAGGCAGCCUUAUAAAUCACCAGUUCUAUGGAAAGUGUGAGGAAAUGGAAAUGAGGAUGAUGAAUUGCUUAGAAGCCUAUGGCAUGGACCGUGGUCGGACAAAGUGCAAGGACCUUCAUGAUGACUUGCAAGAGUGUUUUUCACACAAAAAGCAGAAACUGCGAGUGAAAGCAAUGAUGGCAGAACGUGAACGUCAGUUCAGGGCAGGAGAGAGGAGCAAGGAAGAGCACUAUGCAAAGACCCCCACACUUGAUGCUUACUAGACGCAUUUUCUGGCAGUAGUCGUCUUAAUACUGAAAUGAGAACAGCUUUGUUUUUAGAUAAGAAUAAAUAUAGGAAUGAUGACAUUGAUCUAUCCUUUGCCUUACUCAUUUGACAGAACAGCAUCAUAUAUGGAGUAUUAAAGUGAAGGAUGAUAUCAUUUUAAUACAAAUUUUCUAUGAUGGCUGAGGUGAUAAAAAAUGUUUCAGUCAAAUUAGAGAUUUAUUUUUGUUCUAGGAUCUCUUUUAUCAAACCAGACAUACUGUCUACUAAAGAUGUUUCCCCAAUGCACUUUUUGUAAUUUUUGACAAACCUAGUUCGAGCUAGGAGUCAUUUGUGAAUUGUAAGCUACGGGAUACAGGUUAUGUUAUCAGUAUAUCUAAAUAACUAUGUUAUGGAUCCAUGUGAAACAAAAGUAUGCCUGUAUUGCACGGAGAUGAAAUAUAAGCACUAUAUGGAA